AUGGGCAGAACCGAAAUCGAGAUUGGAGCCAUCCUCUCCACCCUCGCCAUUAUCUACUGGCGCUACACCGAUCCCUCUACCGGCAUUAGCAACAAACCCCACGGCUUAGACUGGAUCUGCGUCGAGCGCAGCAUCUACCGUCUCCUCGUUCUGCGCGGAACCAUCAAAUUGGGCGAUAAAUUUUAUGAGAAUCCUUGGCACUUGUAUUUGAACGAGUACGCGCCGGCUGGUAUGCGUCGUUCGAUAUCUUUGGGUCAGGGUCAGAGUCAUAUUUUUCAGAGUUCGACCUUGAUGGCUUCUACUACUUCUGUUCCUACUUCAACCGUGUCUUCCGGAGACCAGGGUCGGGGUCGUCAGCCUGCGAAUUGUGAUGGGCAGCAGCAGCAGCCACAGCGCCGAGUUUGUUUCCUCGAUACUCCUAGCCCUGCUCGUGGAAGAGCUCCCCGUCGCCUUCCGUUGAGCCCUGCUCCCAACGCGCGAUUCCAUUGA
Molecule: messenger RNA, 489 nt
Organism: Aspergillus chevalieri
Lineage: Eukaryota; Fungi; Ascomycota; Eurotiomycetes; Eurotiales; Aspergillaceae
Exons: 1
Coding region: 1-489 (162 amino acids)
Source: RefSeq, a predicted model, not a curated record